Molecule: messenger RNA, 306 nt
Organism: Danaus chrysippus (African queen)
Lineage: Eukaryota; Metazoa; Arthropoda; Insecta; Lepidoptera; Nymphalidae
Source: the annotation of a GenBank genome assembly
AUGGAUAGUCUCGAGGUUCUGAGUAUUUGUAUCGAUGGAACAAAGUAUAAUACAUUCCAUACAGGAGCUGGUGUCGACAAUACGCCUCGCACGAACCGCGAACCAAUUAAACUCGCUCUCAGGAACAAACACGCGCCCGGAAUAACGUGCAAAGGUCGCAGGACCACUAGUACCAGCUGCUGGGGACGAGGAGCGGCUCUGAGGAAGAGUGGCCGAGGACAGAGGACGAGGGACGAAGGACGGAGGUCAGAGGUCAGAGGAGGAGGGACCGAAGAUGACCAAAGACGGGAGAUGGAACGCGCGUAA